Actinia tenebrosa (Australian red waratah sea anemone) is the source of this 2900-nucleotide messenger RNA. Its product is annotated as dynein axonemal assembly factor 9. Lineage: Eukaryota; Metazoa; Cnidaria; Anthozoa; Actiniaria; Actiniidae. The record is from RefSeq and is a predicted model, not a curated record.
AUUGAUAGCAGGUACAACAGUGGAACAAAGCAACUUCUCAAUUAUUUACUGUUUGGAUACUGUGACUUAUCUGCAGACAGUAUAAGUGUUAGAUUGACAGAUGAARCACUUGAAGAUUUGGUUCUUUUCAUAAAGCAUGAAAGUGUCCACAUUUACUGCAAUCCUCUUAAUUACUCUCUGAUUUUACCCUUUGUUGGACAUUGGAGAAACCUGCAUCUUCACUGCUUGACUAACGAGGAGGAUGAUGACGAGAAAACUGAAGAAUUCAAAAUCUUGAGUUUUAUUUCUAUGGUUAAGGGAUGUCCUAAGAUUGGUAUUCCUUAUGGCUGUGAUCAUGUGCAAAAGCCGUUUGAUGUUUUUGUAAUUGAAAAAUGGCCUCUUGUUCAAGCCUUUGCUUUGGAAGGGUUUGGAGGUGGUGGUUUCUUUACCAUGGUUCAUGAGAYUGUAGAUGUAACUUCUAAAUUGAAUUCUGUGUAUGGAUCUCUUGACCCAGUCACAGCAGAAAUACUCAUCACUCAGAGACUUCCAUUGUUUGAACGUCACUGCAAAUCUGUGCUUACCAACAUUGAUGUGGAAAGCCAGUAGUGAGUUACUAYAAGCAUGGACAUAUGUCAGACACAUCAAUUAACACAUCAAGUAUUGAAGAUCAGCCAGGGCCUUUUGUAUUGUUUGGGGUUAACACAACAAAGAAGGUUCUUGAUGAAGUGAAAACUAGACAUAACAAAGGCUGUUUAAGUUCCUGUGGUAUUUCUGGAUCACCRGCUAAGCAUAUGGUUUGCUAUGCCACAGAUCCAAGAGAUAUAAUAUCAUGUGUCAGGACAUACUUCUUUGCUAAUGGCUUCCUACCAUACUCAGAAGACACAACUUCAAAUUUGAAAAUACAAAGUAAAGACCUCAGGUUGUUGAUAGAUUUGUACCUGAUUGCUGUUAGCGCAKUUCUUGAAGGCAUUCAUACAUUUGUACAUACUCAAGAUCUUAUGAAGGCCAAGGGUAUUGUUGACUCCACCCUUAAAGAUGAAGUAAACAAGAAGAACAUCUCGGGUGGUCCAAAAGAAGUGAAAUUCUCUGUGGAAGCACAGGAUGUUCUAGGAAGGAAAGGUGAAUCACAAUAUAGUAGUCCAUCAAUCAAUAAGGCAUGCCUCUAUCUAUAUGAUAUACCAAGCAUAGAGCAUCCUGGAAAAACACUGGGCUCUGUUGCAUUUGGAGAGACGUUUCUGAACUCCGCYGUAAAAACUCUCAGCAGAGAUGGUACUACUGAGUGGAGUUGUAGGCAUGUGAUUCUUACUGAAAAUGUGUCAAGAUUUGCCUCUUGGAUGGGAGGAGAGGUGGAAAAUGAGUCAUCCAAAUGCUUGGAAGAUUAUGUAAAGUCCAAAGCAGAAAAUACAACAUUUGGCAAGCAGCUAGUUUAUGGUGAUCAAUGUUAUGUUGGUGGUGGGACAAUAUACAGCAAAUAUGAACAAGGUACUUUAUAUGUUUAUGAAAAGGGUUUCAUCUUCCUUCACCCCAGAUGUGGAGCUAUUUCAUUGCCUUUAUCUGUCAUUUCAAGGAUGCAGUUUUAUGAUGGUGAAUCCAGCAGUACAGUGGCAUUGAUGAUACUCAAGUACAAUCCUUCCUUGACAGCACACCUUCCUUCACAUCUUGUAAAUAAUACCAAUACUCUAGUCAUAGCUUUGAUGCCAAGGACUAAGAUAUUUAGACAGUUUUACAGUGAUGUCCUACCUCUGUGGAAAAACAGCUCAGAUAAAACAACUCCUUUAUUAGAAAUGAUCACAGACUUACCAGAUGACUUGCACAUAAUGUAUUUGGGAUUAGAAGAGCACAAGAUGCUAUCUCAUCCAGAGAUAGGACCUACAAUACAACAUGCCAUGAUGUCUUUUCCUGAUCUCAAAAGAAAGUCACUCAGUAAUACCUUAGCAAGCCAAAGAAAGUUGCUUGGGAGAAUAUCUGGAAGGAAAAGAGUACGAGUGAUCCUUGUUUCUCCAGGGUUCACUGAUAUUGUAGAUGUAGUCCAGGCUAUAUACAACCAUCCUAAUCCAGAGGUUAAGAAGAACAUCAAGAUAGGUGCUGUGACGUGCUGUGUUGAUCCAGAUAACAUGUUCAUGGAGGAAAGAUACACCCUUCCAAAACUAUUAGACCAAUGUGCACAAGGUUGGGUUGAUAAUAUCGUGUUUACAAGUUGCCUUGACCCACAGAAUGACAAGCUUACCAUGGUCCAGAAAUUAGUCAGGACUUGUAACCCUGAAGCAGCAUUUAUUCUAGCUAAAGGUGGAGAGGUUACACGAUCUUCAGAUGUAGACCUCAUCCUGUCAGACAGUGCCUUCCUAAAGAAGAGUGCAGUGCAGAAGAGACACUUGAUGUGCCCUGGAUGGUCACUGGGUAUAUUUAAUUCUGGUUCUACAGAACCUCUUGUCAAUGAGGUCUACAUCAACCUAUUUGGACCACUUGACAAACAUCAGUUUGUAUCCAACCUAAGAGCUCUACAAGGACCAAUCCAUCUAAAGGAGUGCUUAACAAAAGGAGCCAUUCACAGUAUCAGAGGACAUGUACAUUUUACAGAUCAUAAUACCGUGAGUGAGGUUCACUGGACAGCACUAAAAGGCAGUUUAACAAUGAAUACAGUAGAUAUGACUAUYAUGCCUAGACCACCUCCAAAGGGUGCUCAGAAUGGUGAUGUAGAUCACCACACCUUGUCAUAUUUUAUGAUCUUCACGGGAUUCUUUUUGAAAGAAGAUGCGCUGAAGGACUGGYUGAGAACGUGUGUCAAACAGAAACCCCAAAAGAAGAAACUAAAGACCUUGAAAGACUUGACGAAAAAGGAACUUGAUCAGAUCAAUGAUAUGUUUCCCAUUUUCUUUUGGUCACCUUUAGUUUUACUUUUCUCCAAGAAACCCAAUCCAUAA